AGUGCAGCGAUGGGGAUUUCCAGCGGAACAUGAAGGUAAGAGGCGCUGGAUGAUGGGGAGAGGGCGGCUCGGUAAUGCUACUCCCCAGCACUGCAUGACACCCAACGGGCAUGUGUACUGACACGUCUUGUUAUUACUGAGCAGCUGGCAGCAUUGGACAUGGUGUUCUUAAUGCGCGCUCCUCUCUGCAAAUCCUGACCUUCAACCUACUGCGGGGGAAAGCCUGCAGCAAGGGCUUAAUAAGGUGGGGACUCUCCAUCCAGCACCCAAAUCAACCACCUUCUCGUGUCAUGUUGAGGUGUUUUGGCUAAUGAGGAACCCAGAGAUGCCCAUUACAGCAUGAAAGAGCCCUGGGCAAGGCGUAUGCUCGAAUUAAACCAAGCACAUCUUCACUUUCAUUAUUCCAUAUCGCUCUUUUGGAGGAUGAUCGCGGCUUGCUGAUUGUCCCCCGUCACACUGCACCGCUGUCCGAGGUCUUCCGGUGUCCAGUGGGAGAGAGGAUGGCAAGGCGUCCCACUUAAAGAAACUGCUGGAUUGUAGGAUAAGAGGUUGCAUGCUUCGCAGCCCACUGCCACCGAUGGAUGCCAAGUUGCGAGAAGAUCUAUUCCGCAGGUAUGUGGCGUCUUUGGAGAAUCGGCUUGAGGAGGCGGCCGCUGAAGGAGAUCGACAAGGAGCCAAGACUGAGGAGGCACUGAUAUCUACUGCAACAGCACUGUUGGGCUCUUACCAGCUGGAUCCAGGGCAGCGCUUCCGCAUGGUUCGCUUCUACGAAACUGCUGAGAACUCCCUGAGGACUCAGAGGAGCGCAAACUUGCGGACAUUGGAGACGGCCUUCGCGACGCUGGAAACCAUCUGUACCAACUUACUGCUCUUUCCUUGGAAGAAAGAGUUCCGCUGCAUAAAGACCUUCACAGGGCCGUACGUGUACCAGUUGCAGUCGGUGAUAUGUGACGCAGACCUGCGUUCGCUGCUGCGCUCCAUGGGCUACUCAAGAGACCAGGAGCUGCAGUACCAUGUUCGGGACCAUCCAGGUGGACCCUCGCACCUCCGGCAGCUGGCCUUCGAGCUGCUCCUGGCCCAGGCUGAGUGCCGUCUGCUCGCCGAGGUGGUGUCCAUGUCUCGGGGCUUUGCCUCGGAGCUGGAGGCUGUGGAGGUGAGGAAGAACACCAGAGAAGAUGCGGCAGGGUGCGCUGAUGCCCUCCGCCGACGGGAGAGCCUUACAGGAGACUUGUCCCGCCUGUCGGUGCGGCCGCUGGACAUGGACCGUGCUCAUCUAAGGCGAAGCGGUCGGCCGUCCAAGUCGGUGGAUGUAACAGACAGCGCAGGACACUGGCACCAAGCCAGCAAGCCAGUGCUGAAGGCCUCGCUCAGCCUGCGCAAGGAGCCACUGUUCGUCGACACAGAAGAAGACCUGAAGGAUGAAAUCCUCCGCCCGAGCCCUUCGCUGUACCCUGUGGCCGCGCCGCCCUCUUACAGCCCAGUGGCUGACUUCUUCCCGAUUCAGUCGCCCCCGUCUGAGCCAUACUCCUACCACUUGUCCUCCCUGGAUGAGGUGGACUUGUACACUGAGCGGGGUCUGGGUGGCCACCAGGCGCCCUCAAGACCACAGAGCCGGGAGCCUCGAGAGUCCCGGGACAGUUGGGUCCUGAAGGGGCAUGUGAUGAAGUGCCAGGGCUGUGGCAUGGGCUGUCCUUCGCUCUCCUCUUGCCAGAGGUGCGACAUGAUCUUGUGUUCGUCCUGCCACGCCGUGGACCCGGCGCCUUGUUGUGGCUUCCAGGAUUACACGAAAACUUCCCGCCCUUUGGACGGCUACAUGCCCAUCAAGGAGAAGCUGUCGGUCUACUCCAACGCCCACUCGCACACUCACCCUCACCCUCACCCUCUUCCCCACGCUCAGUCCCACUCGCUGUUGCUGGACAAAGCUGUGAUGAGCACCAAGCUGUUUCCCGGUAAGGCGCUGGGUUCGGGCAGCAGUCCGGUGGUGGGCUCCAUCAGCAGCGGGGGCGAGCGGAUGAGUGUGGGCGGCUCUCGCUGUGGCUUCUGCAACAAGCCAGGCGCCUCUCACACCUGUGUCAACUGCUCCAAGGUGUCAUGUGACAUGUGCACGGGCCUCUACGGCAGUGACGUGUGCACCCGCAAAAACCCUCAUCAUAACUUUGUGCCCAAUCAUCAGCUCAAUUUCAAGUCCAGCACCAUAUCCCACCUCGUGUACCGAUAGACCAGGAACACAUGCGCACUACACCACUGUCGCUGUUUUAUCUCUGCUUUUACCAUCCUUUAAUUACUUUUUUUUUUAUUUAAACACUUCCUGCUUCCAUUCUCAGUUGGCAGUUGUUUGGUUUUGGUCAUGUGAUCUUGCAGUGCAUUUCCUGUCCCUCAGUAGCUCUACUUUAUCAAGGAAAACAAAAAAAAGCUGUUUUCCAUUCAGUAUCAGAACUUGUUAGCUUGAGAAAUAACCAUGCAGCCCAUAGGAACUGUGAAUGUUUAGCAGAGACUUCACCCUGGAACUGAAUCGAGUGAGUGGGAACUUCACAAACUUGAACAAAAGAAGAAAAUAAAUUACACUGGAAGUAAAUAGUAUAUAUUUUGAAUUGUGAAUCUAUAGAUCUAUGUAGACUAUCGCUCUCAUGGUGGGGUGGUUUUCCCAGUUGAAUGGGGCUUCGGUUGUGAAUUUGUAUCAGACUUCUAGUUGCUGUUAAGUCACUAUAUUGAGUCUUCUGACAACAAAUGCCUUGUGGGUUUAUUGACCCCUAAGAAGUCAGCCUACGCUGUGGAAAAUGCUGCUGUUGAAAGUGAAACCAGGAGGGGGCGCUCCUGGCCUCUAACAUGCUUUGCAAGCAAACGUCAUGCACAUAACUGUUGAUUAUGUCAGUAUAUUUAUAUAUUUUUUUCCUCUGUCCAGUUUUCCUUUACAUUGUUUUAACCUGUUAAGUCAUUGAAAUGGAGAAUAAUUUAAUAUUUUGCUACACUGAUUGUCAUGAGAAACAAUUAUUACAAUUAUUUUUUAAGUUCAUUGUACAAUGCAUUUAUGGUGGUGUGUUUGCAUACAGUGAUAAACUAAAGUGUUACUGCUGGGUGAAUGUCACAAAGGAUUUCGUGGGUCGUAUUAGAGCCCUGCAUUUCAGGCCAGACUCGACGGGCCCUGGCCUCUUUACGCCCUUCAGGUCAAUUUUCAUGUCUAAGGUCAGACGCAGGCUGGGCCUCGGCCUUGUUUUAGGCUCCUUAUUGUUAUAUUGUAGACAUCCAUUAAUUAGUGAUGAAAGCAAAGUGCAUCGUGUUUGUUUUCUUUAUUUUUUAAAAGCUGAUAUUGUUGAUAUUGUGAGUGCACACAAAUAAAAGUAGCCCCUUUGCAGUUAUGAGUGAUGUAUUACACUUACCUUUAUGAGCAAAAAUGACGUGUAUCCACUGAAAAAAUUAUAAGUGAUCACGCUGUUGUCUCCGUGUCCCUGAAGCGUCUCCGCACAAACUAUUGGAUAUAGCGCACAUUUAUCUGGGACUUACAUUUAAACAUUGUUAUAUGCUUGAACUGUUUUAUAUCUACAGAUUUUAUUUUAGGCAAGUCGUGAUGAUUUGAGAAGGCUAGAUCGAUCAAACGUAGGCUCACUGUCUGCCGCUGGUCCUUACUUUAAAAAGAACAAAAACUUAUAUUUAACGAACAAAAAUGCUCCAAUUUUUUAUUCUUUUUUUUUUAUUUUUUUUAUUAACUUAAUAAAAAUACUAAGCAAAUUCUAAAAGAUUUGGCCGAGGCUCAUGCAGGUUCUGGCUCAUGUUUCUCCCCACAAUCCGGAGAAGAUGUGAUGUUACCAGAUCCGCAUUAAUGCAGUGAUGUACAGAGAUUCAGUUGAAUACUUUAUGAUCCAGAAGGUUUUUAUGUAAUAUACAAUUAAAAUGAGGAUAAACUAAAUUAAGUGCAUCGAAUACUACUACAAUAUAUUCUUACAGUAGUACUUUAUAAAUGUUCUAUUCACAUAAGUGUUAUGAGAAUUAGAACCUGGAAAAAAAAUGAACUUUCUUUAUGCAAAAUAUUUUUUCUUAUGGGGUAAAAUAUGACUUGGACAUGUUUUUGUGACAUUCACCCUAAUUGGCCUGAUUUUUAUUCUUCCCUGAAUACAACACUAAUUAUAUAUAUUGUUUUUUUUUUGUUGUUGUUUUUUUUGGUCUGUUCCAACAGAACAAAGGCAGUAUGUCAUUCUUUUACGUAUCCUUGAGUCAGAGAUCUUUCAGCCUGCUCUCCUGCUGCUGUAAACCUCUCCAGUCAGCUGAAGGCAGCACUCGAUGCAGGACUCGAUGUCUGUAUGCAGCAUAAAGCGAGGGCCAAAAUAUCUGUCAGGAAAACAGAAACUAGCACAAGACAUAAAGAUGGCAUGUUCUUACGAAGUUACAUCAGUGUGUGUUUUUGAUUUAGUGGAGCGAGUGUUAAUGGAUGCAGUAUUUCUCCUUCCCUUUGUCUCUCUGUUGAAAUAAAACACUGCUGCGUCCUUAAA
This is a messenger RNA of Carassius gibelio (silver crucian carp), 4484 nucleotides long. It is a transcript of the gene spata2, whose product is annotated as spermatogenesis associated 2. Lineage: Eukaryota; Metazoa; Chordata; Actinopteri; Cypriniformes; Cyprinidae. Gene Ontology annotation, biological process: protein linear deubiquitination; protein K63-linked deubiquitination; regulation of tumor necrosis factor-mediated signaling pathway. The record is from RefSeq and is a predicted model, not a curated record. Gene Ontology annotation, cellular component: cytoplasm. Bases 554 to 2218 code for a protein of 554 amino acids. The transcript is spliced from 3 exons.